Molecule: messenger RNA, 2893 nt
Organism: Sphaerodactylus townsendi
Lineage: Eukaryota; Metazoa; Chordata; Lepidosauria; Squamata; Sphaerodactylidae
Gene: OLFML2B
Product: olfactomedin like 2B
Exons: 8
Coding region: 243-2531 (762 amino acids)
Biological process (GO): signal transduction
Source: RefSeq, a predicted model, not a curated record
CCCCCCCCCCCCCCGCUCGCAGUCUUCGCCCAGCGAGAGCGCAGCCAGGAGGCUCCUCCUUCGGUCCCGCCUCGCUCGCAGCCGGCCGGAGCCCGUCCCCCUCUUGCUCCGGCCCUGCCCGCCCGCCGGCUCGCCAGAAGGCCGGGAAGGAGAGAGGCGAGCGCGCUGCCUCCGCCGCCCGCCCCAUGCCCGGCUGCUCGCCGGCCGCCCGCUAGUCCUCGCCGCCGCCGCCGCGCGCCUCCAUGGCGCGGCCCGUGGCGCUGCUCUGCUGGUGCUGCUCGGCGGCGCUCCUGGCGGCCUGGUGGGGCACCGCCGGCGCCGACCCCCGCGCCAGCAGCCCCACCGCCGGCGCCCCCCGGCUGCAAGACGAGGCGGACAACCAGGAGAACGUCCUCUCCCAGUUGCUAGGUGACUACGACAAGGUGAAGGCUGUGUCGGAAGGCGGCAACUGCCAGUGCAAAUGCGUGGUGAGACCCCUGAGUCGAAGCGCCUGCCAGAGGUUUAAUGACGGAGCUUCCAAGCCGGAGGACUUUUACGUGGUGGAAACCAUCACUUCUGGACCGGAGUGCAAAUGCUCCUGCGUGGCUCCACCAUCUGCUCUGAACCCUUGCGAGGGAGACUUCCGGCUGAAGAAGCUGAGGGAAGCAGACAGCAAGGAUUUUAAGUUGGCAGCUGUCAUCGAUAUGCUGGAAGGCGCAUUCUACGGCUUAGACCUGUUGAAGCUGCAUUCCGUCACCACCAAGCUGGUGGGUCGAGUGGAGAAGCUGGAAGAAGACCAGAAACACAAGACACAGAAGGCUGAUGAAGUUCUUCAGGAGCUGAAUCAUAAAGCUAAGAAUAAUUCAUCCUUUGGGAUCUCCAAUGAUCUCGCUGACAUCCAGAGUUUGCUGCAAAGAGAUGCUGCAGCUGCCUAUACGCUCACUGAGGAAAAGUAUGAAGAUGAGUUCCUGCACGAUGAAGUGGUUUCUCAGCACAUCGGCUCUGAUGAGUCCUUGCACUAUGCACCCCACGUGCCAGAUGCAACAAAGCCUAAGUCCACUUUGCCAAGAAAGCUCCAUGUCAGAAGCAGGUCUCCCUCCCGGCCCACCAUCAUCCGCGGGGUCACGUAUUACAAAGCCAAAGACACGGAGCUGGAAAAUGAUCUUGAUGAACAGGAUGAACUUUUCAGUGGUGAAAAUGCAAUUGAUUUGCUGAUUGAGGACCAGCUGUUGCAGCACAACGACCUGCUAAACAUCCCCACAAGGAAGCCGUUCCCAGUUGAAGGACCACUUACUGUCCAAAGCAUUGAUCUUACAAAGGAACCUGUUACGCAUGCCACAUACACUGGAGGAGGAGCUCCGACAGCCACUACCGAGACAAAGAUGCCCCCAUUGUCCCCUUCCAUUGUUCCUCCUUCUGUUGAACCCAAACCUUGGUCUACCUCAUCAGUUGUCUCUCCUGUCAGCCAUCAUCCACCAACUUCUCUGAAAACCACUGCAGCAGUUGAAGACACCUCAGUGACUGGGUCAUUGGGUGAGAGCAUCCAGUGGACAAUGAAGUCAGUGGCUCAGGCAACCACCCAGGCUCCCACAACAGUCCAGAGUACAACUACCACAAGGCCGCACACCACUAGGGGAGCCACAGUUGAUUUCCAAGCAAAAGUGAUGGCCAAGCCUAGUUCAACAGCCACCACCAAAGCUGUGACUUCUCCAUCCACUACCACCACCACACCAAAAGAGGGCUUUGAUGAGGAAGAUAUCAGAAACAGCAUAGGCCAGUGCAAGGAUACCUUGUCCACCAUCUCCAGGCCUACGGUCCAGAACACCUACGGGCGGAAUGAAGGUGCUUGGAUGAAAGAUCCACUUGCCAAGGACGAGCGAAUCUAUGUCACCAACUAUUACUACGGGAAUACCCUGGUGGAGUUCCGGAACUUGGACAGCUUCAAACAAGGCCGAUGGAGCAACUCUUACAAGCUACCCUACAGUUGGAUGGGGACAGGUCAUGCAGUGUACAAUGGCUCCCUUUAUUACAACCGGGCCUUCACUCGCAACCUCAUCAAAUAUGACCUGAAGCAGCGUUAUGUGGCCGCCUGGGCUAUGUUGGACGAUGUAGCCUAUGAGGAGGAGACUCCGUGGCGGUGGCGUGGGCAUUCUGACGUGGACUUUGCUGUGGAUGAGAAUGGCCUGUGGAUCAUUUAUCCGGCCAUCAAUUAUGAAGGCUUCAGCCAGGAGGUGAUCGUCCUCAGCAGACUCAACGCCAUGGACUUGAGCACUCGGAAGGAGACCACCUGGAGGACGGGCCUACGCAAGAACUUCUUCGGCAACUCCUUUGUCAUCUGUGGUGUCCUCUAUGCCGUUGAUAGUUACAACAAGAAGAAUGCCAACAUCUCCUACGCGUUCGACACCCACACCAACACUCAGAUCAUCCCCCGCCUGCUUUUUGAGAAUGAAUACUCCUACACCACUCAGAUAGACUACAACCCCAAGGACCGCCUCCUUUAUGCUUGGGACAAUGGCCAUCAGGUGAAUUACGACGUCAUCUUCGCUUACUGAGGACACACCAAGGACAAUUCGAAUGGGCCACUAGCACCUUUUAAAAAAAAUAAAUAUUUUUUUAUUGUAUAAAUCAAAGAAUAAAUGAUUUUUGUUUCCUUUUGGAAAGUUAAGUGGAUUGUAGAUCAGUCCACAGGCCAAAGUUAACCCUUUUUAUUGUGGGCAUAACCUUUGCUUCUGUUUUUAUACUAAACAUGCGGCCUCCCAUGGGACCAUGGAAAAUUAUUUCUUUGCCAGUGCAAACUCCCAGCGGAAGACGACCUGUUCUGUUGUCUUGUUAUUGUAACACGAGACUUGCCCUUAAAGAUGAGAGCCUUAAAAAAAAGUUACCAUUUUUUAUAAUAAAAUAUCAGUUGUUGAAA